Molecule: messenger RNA, 1420 nt
Organism: Haliaeetus leucocephalus (bald eagle)
Lineage: Eukaryota; Metazoa; Chordata; Aves; Accipitriformes; Accipitridae
Gene: MTFMT
Product: mitochondrial methionyl-tRNA formyltransferase
Exons: 10
Coding region: 1-1125 (374 amino acids)
Biological process (GO): conversion of methionyl-tRNA to N-formyl-methionyl-tRNA; biosynthetic process
Cellular component (GO): mitochondrion
Molecular function (GO): methionyl-tRNA formyltransferase activity
Source: RefSeq, a predicted model, not a curated record
AUGCGGGGGCGCCUGCUGCGCGCAUGGCGCGAGGGGGUGAAGGCGGCGCGCGGGGCGGCGGGGCGGGCGGGGGCGUCGCCGCCAUGGCGGGUCCUCUUCUUCGGCACCGACCGCUUCGCCGUCACCGCCCUGCGAGCUCUGGAGGCGGUCAGGGAGCCCAGCGAGGACGCACUUGUGUCCAGGCUGGAGGUGGUGACCCUGCCCNCCCGCCAGCCUGGGGACCUGCCUGUGAGGAGCUGUGCCCGGGAGCUCCAGCUGCCUGUUCAUGAGUGGCCACACACAGGACCUGUGGGGCAGUUUGAUGUGGGUGUGGUGGCAUCAUUUGGACGUCUCCUAAGUGAGGACCUUAUUUUGCAGUUCCCAUAUGGUGUGCUGAAUGUCCAUCCCAGCCAUCUCCCACGAUGGCGUGGUCCUGCACCAAUAUUCCACACAGUGCUUCAUGGUGAUAAAGUGACUGGGGUGACAAUUAUGGAAAUAAGACCAAAAAGAUUUGAUGUAGGUCCAAUUAUUAAGCAAGAAGAGUUUCCUGUUCCUCCCCACUGCACUGCAAAGGAGCUGGAAGUGAUGUUAUCAAAGAAGGGUGCAAACAUGCUGAUAUCAGUAUUGAAAAACUUGCCUGAAAGCUUAAAAAAUAAAAGAGAGCAACCAAAAGAAGGAGUAACAUUUGCUCCUAAAAUAACUAUAGCUAAGAGUUGUAUAAUAUGGGAAGAGCAAACGGCUGCACAAAUAAUUCAACUGCAUCGUGCAAUAGGAAGUGUGUUUCCUUUGCAGACGCUCUGGAAGGGUACUACUGUUAAACUUCGGGAUUUUGUAGAAGUGGAUAAUAUCCCUGGUUUUGCUGGUCGAAUAUUAGAUGACUCUGGAGCUGUUCCUGGUUCACUACUAUACCAUAAAGUGUCACAAAUGCUGAUAGCUCGUUGCAAGGAAGGCUGGGUUGGAAUCAAAACAGUUAUAUUAAAGAAGCAGCUUACAGCAGUUGACUUCUACAAUGGAUAUAUGCACACUUGGUUCCAGCAGAACUCAAGAACAGUUCACCAGGAAUGCAGAUUUCAAACACUCAAACUUAGCACAGCAAAAAAGACUCCGAAAAAGAAGGAAAUAUUGGCACAGGAUAUAAAACAAUAGAUGUAUUUUAAAAUGUGGAAGAAGAUGUUUCUAUGUUAAUAGUAAUAUAAAAUAUUGCAACGUUCACCUAUAACUUUAACUUAGUUAAGGGGUUUCUUCCCAGAGUGUUUAAUCUUGCUGUCAUCUACAUGUUUUUGUUGUGGCUUCCUGAUGAUACUCAUUUCUCUUUCCCCCAUCAAGGAAGAGAAUCUCUGUGAAUGCUGAAUAUAGUGAAUAAAUGCUUGUUUCCCCUAUUGAGUAAUAAAUUUAUUUUUAUACAAUGUUUUCACUUUCUUCUUGAGGACUUUCAGUAUAA